AAUAGGCAGCUGCAAAGCCUUAGGAACCAGAUGAAGAAAGGCUUGCACAAGUAAACAGCUUUAGAAGAAAUUGAAGGAGAGAUUGCAUGCAGCAUGGAUGAACUUCAUGAUUCUGGGGUAAAAAUGGUUCAAUACCUGCAAAUGAACUACAAGGGUUCUGAAGACUGGUUCAUGUUUGUGUCCCUUGCAGCUGACCUGAGAAACACGUUUCUCAUCUUCUUUCCCAUUUGUUUCCAUCUGUGCAAGUCUGUGGGCAUUAAACUUAUCUGGGUUGCUGUGGUUGGUGACUGGCUCAACCUUGUGUUUAAAUGGAUUCUCUUUGGUCAGAGGCCAUAUUGGUGGGUUUAUGACACAGACUUUUACAACAACAUGUCUACGCCAAUCAUACAGCAGUUUCCCGUCACCUGUGAGACUGGCCCAGGAAGCCCAUCUGGGCAUGCCAUGGGAUCUUCUGGCGUCUAUUAUGUGAUGGUGACAUCAUUAACAGCACUCUUUCUUAAGAAGAAGCGCGCUCUCUCUUUCAAGAACAGGUGUCUUCAGGUCUUUCUUUGGACUGGGUUCUGGGCUGUUCAGGCCUGUGUGUGCUUGUCUCGAGUUUUCCUUGCUGCUCAUUUUCCUCAUCAAGUCAUUUCUGGAGUUAUUUCAGGUAUCAUGGUGGCUGAAAUAUUUGAUCACAUCCAAGCCAUCUACAAAGCAAGUCUGAAGAAAUACAUCUGUACCACCCUCUUCAUGUUCUCCUUUGCUCUGGGUUUUUACUUCCUCUUAAAAUCUGUUGGUGUGGAUCUCCUAUGGACACUAGAAAAAGCCAAGAAAUGGUGUGCAAAACCUGAAUGGAUCUACAUUGAUACUACUCCUUUUGCUGGGCUCUGUAGAAAUCUGGGUAUUUUCUUUGGCUUAGGUCUAGCACUGAACUCACAGAUGUACAAGGACAGUUGCAGGGGGAAACUUGCAAACCAGUUUACUUUCCGCAUCUGGUGCAUAGUAGCAUCUCUAUUUGUUCUCCACAUUUUUGACAACUUCAAGCCACCCACCAAAGUUGAAAUGCUUUUCUAUAUCUUGUCUUUCUUUAAAAGUAUUGCUGUCCCUUUAACAUGUGUGGGCAUUGUACCUUAUUGUGUGUCUCAAGUUAUAAACAGAAAAGAGAAAUUUCUGUAAGAGCUACAACAACUCACUCUGUUUAUAAUUCCAAACUUAUUUAUAUUCAUGGACAUUUGUGAAUAGUGAUGCAUAUGAAUGAGAACAGUUACAUGAAUCCAGAACAACUGAUAAUAUGUUAAAUGUUGUAAAGAAAAUAAUUUGUAUGUAAAAAUAUGUUAUAUCCAUACGCAGGAACUCGUGGGGAACCACCGCUUCUCCAGGUCAACACUCAAAUCCUUCAGGUGAUGAGAACGGGGUCCUGACAUGCCCCACUCCCCGCCCAUUUCCCCUUGAGGGUGUUUUCUUUGAUGUCAGUGGGAAGGGCCACUGACAUUAGCGGGACCGCCCACCAACAUCAGCAGGCAGUCCUGGCCAUGUCCCGCAGGGGUAGACUCCGGUCAGCCCAAAAGUUCCUAGGUAUAGUUAUAUCCAUAACAAAAAGUGACCAAAAAAGCUUUUUUUUAUUGUUUUAUAUACCAGGAUCAGAAUAAACUAUAACAAAAAAGUAAUGGAGCUAAAGCGAAUACACACAAAGUAUUAACUUACAUUGUAUGUAAGCACUAUUUAUGAGCUUUGGUACAGUGCAAAAUGCUUUAUAAGUUUUGUUUGAGAAUGACAGUAUUUUAGUUUAAAUGGAUGAAACAUGAGUGAGAACAGAGUGAAACACAACAUUUGGUUUCUGAUUGCAGAUCAGAGUAUUAAUGCUGUUUUUAGAAUUACGUACAAACAUUUUUUGUUCAAAAUAAUAGCUGUAUGAAGUUGUUGACAUAAAUAAACAUUUGUAGGAAUGGUUUUCUAA
Molecule: messenger RNA, 1936 nt
Organism: Spea bombifrons (plains spadefoot toad)
Lineage: Eukaryota; Metazoa; Chordata; Amphibia; Anura; Pelobatidae
Product: glucose-6-phosphatase catalytic subunit 1-like
Exons: 5
Coding region: 94-1155 (353 amino acids)
Biological process (GO): glucose 6-phosphate metabolic process; gluconeogenesis
Cellular component (GO): membrane
Molecular function (GO): glucose-6-phosphatase activity
Source: RefSeq, a predicted model, not a curated record